Messenger RNA from Leptidea sinapis, 1147 nucleotides. It is a transcript of the gene Mtch, whose product is annotated as mitochondrial carrier homolog 2-like. The transcript has a single exon. The record is from RefSeq and is a predicted model, not a curated record. Lineage: Eukaryota; Metazoa; Arthropoda; Insecta; Lepidoptera; Pieridae. Bases 49 to 936 code for a protein of 295 amino acids.
AGAAUUUAUUUUAAGAAAAUCGGCAGAUCUCACGAAAGUUGUCAUAACAUGGACGAAAUUGAAAAAGAAAAAAUUGCGGCUCUACCAUCGCAAUUAUUAGUUACUACAAUAUGCCAUCCAAUGGAAUAUGCAAAGAUACUUAUUCAGCUGGGGUACGAGCCUUUACCUCCGCGGCGUUCCACAACACUUUUUGGUCGGCCUGCCAUGAUAUUACCUAACGUUUUUCAAUAUAUUAAGUUUAUAAAGAAAUCAGACGGAUUCUUCGGAUGUUACAGAGGAUUAUCAGCAAGAGUUCUCGGUUUGGUGGCAUCUAGUCAACUAUCUGUAAAAGUGAUACAUGCGUGUGGUAUUGAUCUGCCUGAAAUUGACGAUCCUCCUAAUAUUGUUACGGAUGAAGAACCCAAGAUUGAAGAUUAUUACAAGUUGGGUCGGCGCGAUAUAAUCAUGCACACCGCUUCAGUAAUAGUGUCAUAUCCAUUCCAUGUUAUAUCUGUCAGAAUGAUGGCAUCAUUUAUUGGUAAGGAGGAAGACUACAGUUCUUUAGUGAGAGCUAUUGUUUCAAUAUACAGAGAUGAUGGUCUUCUUGGAUUCUUUCAUGGUGUCAUACCCAAGUUGCUUGGAGAUUGGACAUGUGUAGCCCUUACUGGAGUAUUGGCUUACUAUGUAAACAAAUAUAUUGUGAAAACAAAGGACCUCAGAUACUAUACAGUUCCUCUUUUGACAUUUGUGACCAGCACAUUGACAUAUCCAACAAUGGUUGUGUCAACUUGUAUGGCUGUUGUAGGGAGUAGUUUGAAGGCUGGAAACCCACCAAUGAUGCCUAACUAUCCCUCAUGGCAGCAUUGCUGGAAAGACUUGAUAAGAAACAAACAGCACAAAAGAGGAUCUUCUCUUAUCUUUAGGUAUUACAUUGCUCCAAUAGCAGCAAUGCAGUAAUCAUAACAAAAAACUACUUUUGCAUUUAUCUUUUAUUUACUAAGUUUUCCAUAGUCACCAAAGUAGAUAUUUUAGCUGUUGUAGAAAAAAAAGAUAUACAAUUGUUAAAUGUAAAUAAUUCAGACUAAAUAAAUGGUGUAUUAUGUGAAUUUAUUCAUGUUAAACUUUCAAUGUUGAGUCAACAUUAUAUAUAAAUAAAGAUAUUAGAGUA